Molecule: messenger RNA, 3088 nt
Organism: Vanessa tameamea
Lineage: Eukaryota; Metazoa; Arthropoda; Insecta; Lepidoptera; Nymphalidae
Gene: Eaat2
Product: excitatory amino acid transporter
Exons: 9
Coding region: 505-2115 (536 amino acids)
Biological process (GO): L-glutamate transmembrane transport
Cellular component (GO): plasma membrane
Molecular function (GO): neutral L-amino acid transmembrane transporter activity; L-glutamate transmembrane transporter activity; glutamate:sodium symporter activity
Source: RefSeq, a predicted model, not a curated record
GCGCGCGCAUUGCGAUACAAGGCUUCACUUUACUACGAGACGACGCAAUCUAGACCUAUUUUGUCUACCUCUGUUCCAUUACUGAUCUGAAUCUGGCGAAUACGGGAACUCAAGUAAUAAAAUAGUAAUGGAAAUCAGGCUUACGAAAGGAAAGUGCGAAUACAGACGUAAAUAUUUAAAUGUAGCGAGAUACGGAAAUAUAAUAUAGGACAGUGACUGCAUGAGAAGGCAUUGUACUCGAAUAACAACACAUGCAUUUCUGUAAAAUCGAUUCGGACACAGCAAAUGCGAAAUGCGAACGAAAUAACUGUAAGCGAUUCGCGGGACAAACGAAUUCGACAAAUUAAAAUACGCGUCAUGGAUACAUAAAGUUUAAAAUCAAAACUUAAAAACUGAUCGCGUUUAUUUUGUAAGAGAAAACAAGCUUAAAUACGUCGCAUAAAAUUGAAAAAGAAAACACAGAAGGUCCAGUCAUCUGGACUACAGGGCUGAACUGUGCCUGUAAUGGAGAAAAGUGAACGCUUUUCAGAGUAUCUGUUCGUGAAGAUGGGCCCAGGAGAUAGGGGCCCGAAGACUACGGAAGACCGGACGGCUGCCGUUGAUCAUACCGGCGUGAAAAAAUGGUUUAUAGACAACACUCUUCUAGUGAUCACUUUGGCUGGCGUGAUGAUUGGCAUUUCAGUUGGAUUUGGUCUUCGUCCCUAUCAUCUAGGUCCAGAUGCACUAAUGAUAAUAUCCUAUCCAGGAGAAUUAUUUAUGAGGCUGUUGAAGCUUAUGAUUUUACCUCUGAUAAUAGCUAGCCUUAUUGCUGGCUCAGCAAGUCUAAAUGCUCGAAUGAGUGGAAAGAUCGCGGUGAGGACUCUGCUGUAUUUUAUACUCACUUCCAUGUUCAAUGCAUUCCUUGGAAUUCUGCUGGCGAUGCUGAUCCAUCCCGGACAGCCUGAUUUAAGAGAAGAUUCUAUUGCUGCUUUUGAAAAUAAAAGGGAUCAUAGUAUUCUAGACAGUCUUUUAGAUAUUGGAAGAAACAUAUUUCCGGAUAACAUUGUUCAAGCUGCAUUCCAACAAGCGCAUACCGUGUAUACCGAACCUAAAACAAUCUUUCCCAAAAGUGCAAAUGAUAGUGGCAACUACCGAAUAUUAGUUAGAGACAUCAGAUACAGAGCAGGAACUAAUACUUUGGGCCUGGUGUUCUUUUGCCUCGUCUUUGGAAGUUUGUUGGGUACUUUGGGACCUAAGGGUAAAGUUGUGAUUGAUUUCUUCCAAGCGAUCUUUGAAGUGAUUAUGAAGAUGGUCACAGGAGUGAUGUGGUUUACUCCUAUCGGAGUUAGCAGUGUUAUUGCUGGGAAGAUUCUGGGAGUUAACAAUGUUGCACAAGUAAUGUCUCAGCUGGCAUGGUUCAUUGCUACAGUUACAGUUGGAGUAUUUCUCUACCAACUAAUAGUGAUGCAAUUGAUAUACUUCCUAUUCCUAAGACGAAACCCAUACAAGUUCUACUGGGGAUUAUCACAGGCCAUGUUGACUGCAUCCGCUACGGCUUCAACAGCUGCAGCUCUCCCUGUGACCUUCCGCGCCAUGGAGGGUCCCCUACGCAUCGACCCUCGCAUCACUCGUUUCGUGCUGCCCAUCGGCUGCAACAUCAACAUGGAUGGCACAGCCUUGUUCCUGUCCGUCGCGAGCGUCUUUGUCUGUCAGAUGAACAGCAUGCGGCUCGGUUUUGCGCAGUUAACUGCUAUAUUUUUGACGUCAACAGCAGCAUCAGUGUCAUCAGCAUCGGUUCCUUCAGCAGCGAUGGUUUUACUGUUAGUAGUCCUCGCAGCUGUUGACGCUCCCACACAUGACGUAUCGCUACUAUUUGCAGUGGAUUGGCUUGUCGAUCGUAUACGAACAACUAACAAUAUGUUGGGCGACUGCUACGCGGCGGCGGUCGUGGAACACAUGUCCAAGAAUGAGCUGAUGGCAUGUGACGCUGCUUCAAUGGAGCCGUCACUUCCCAAUGGCUUACCGACAUCAAACACAGAAGUGGAAAUAGGUAUUAUAACGCCUGGCAAGAAGUCAAUAGCCUCUGAUGACGUCAUUGUUGAUAUGCAUUUACAUAACAACACUAAUAGAAUAUAAUCACCCAACUGUAUUGUAAAACUUUUCAUUGAUUCAAACUUUACACUGAUCAAAUGAAAUUUAUGUAAAAUGUAAACAAAUAACGUUAAAAUUAUUAACAACAAAACUUUUAUAGAAUAAAAGUAUCUUAAACAUUUUAAUUAUAACAUUUAUUGGAAAGCAAUACAAUUUUAAGAGAGCACUCAAUUUUGUACUACGUUAUUAUAUUUGUAGAAAGUCUUUUGUUUACACUCUGUAUAAAUUCACUCGAAAGUGAGUAUAUUUAGACUGUGCCAUAAUCAAUAUCAAUAUACCUUAUUAGAUUUAGAUGAAACUUUAUUGGGAUCGGUUGGUACCAAUUUUUCUAUAGCAAUAGCUGUAUUUGAUAAAAGUAGAGUUGGAUCAUUAAUUGACGAUAUUAUUUUCAUUAAUUCCAUUUCUAUUAAAUUAUUGAAGGUUCCUUUUUAUUUUAGUAUUUCAAUGGCUGUUAUCCUUUCAUUUUUUUAAAUGAACUUCGUUCAUUACGUAUUAUUGAUGUAUAGCAUUUGUAGAUUAAGUCUAUGUUUAUAUUUAAAGUAAAUAGAUUUUAUUUUAGAUAGUUUUACAUUUGUAUCGGCAUCGUAGUUAACUUAAACUUACUUCAUUGAUACAUUUAUUAGUCUUUCAUUAAUAUCAUCAAAAUUGUAACCGUUCACUUAUCAUGUUCAUGAAAAUUUCAAUUUUCAUUCAAAAUUUAAUAUUUUACAAUUGGUGCUAAAUUUUUGGACUCAUUUGCUGUCAUAUUAAUCCCCGUUUAAUAUUAAUUGUAUUAACGUAACUCAUUUAUAAGUAGAAUUAGAUCCAACUGUGAUAUGUGGUUCAUUAUUAUAUAUACGUUUUCACUGUCUCUUCAUAUCGGGACGUUAGUAUUAAAUAUAGUUGUAAUCUCUAUAAGUAUAUCAUAUGGGAGCUCUGAUUAUUAUCAUAGAAAUAAAACUGAUAACCAAUUUUACAA